Penicillium verhagenii is the source of this 1146-nucleotide messenger RNA. Its product is annotated as nitrilase. The transcript has 2 exons. Gene Ontology annotation, molecular function: catalytic activity. Bases 1 to 1146 code for a protein of 381 amino acids. The record is from RefSeq and is a predicted model, not a curated record. NCBI's taxonomy places the organism in Eukaryota, Fungi, Ascomycota, Eurotiomycetes, Eurotiales, Aspergillaceae.
AUGCCCCAAAAAUUAACCGUCGCCGUGGCCCAGGCCCGCACUCGUUCCGACCUACCAUCCACUCUAGCUGCACUGAAGCGCAUCACAGCCCAAAGCGCCUCUCGUGGUGUUCAACUCAUUCUAUUCCCUGAAGCCUAUCUGGGUGGGUAUCCGCGUACUUGCGACUUCGGUGCCGCAGUAGGCGCGCGUGGUGCUCAUGGCCGUGAUCAAUUCUUGCAAUACUUCCAGUCGGCGGUUGAUCUAGGCGAUACUCCGGCUGGAGCCGGCGAUGACUGGGUAGAACGCAAGCUUCCCACAGCCUCGGGAAAGAAUUAUCGCGGAGACGGGACAAGAGAGUAUCUUGAGCAGGUAGCCCAGGAGACUGGUGUCUUUAUUGCGACCGGGCUGAUCGAGAAAGCUGCCGGCACUUUGUACUGUUCAAUGGUCUUUGUGGAUCCCUCGCGCGGCAUUCUUGGAAAGAGAAGAAAAGUCAUGCCAGUGAGUUUCCACUCCUCCCAGGAAUCUAAUCUUGAAUAUAAGCGGGCUAACGUGCUCUGGAUUUCCGUGAAAAAGACUGGUUCUGAACGUCUAGUUUGGGGACAAGGCUCGGCAGCGAGCUUGAAAGCCAUCACUACUGAGAUCAACGGUGUUAAGCUCACUAUUGGUGGAGCGAUCUGCUGGGAGAACUUCAUGCCUCUUCUUCGACAGAGUCUGUAUUCGCAGAAUGUGAACCUUUAUCUUGCUCCUACAGCCGAUGCUCGCGAUACAUGGCUUCCCCUAAUGCGGACUAUUGGUGGUGAGGGACGCACGUUUGUCCUCUCGUCCAAUCAAUGCGUGCGCUACAAUGAGCUUCCAUCUUGGAUCACUGAUCAUGCACCACCACAAGAAGGUUCGGCGGAUGGAAGCCACUAUAUCUGCCGUGGUGGAUCAUCCAUUGUUGGACCACUUGGGGAGGUUUUGGCUGGCCCAAUCUGGGAGGUCUGUGUUGAUGAUACCAUUGACGCCUUGGACCCGGCCAAGGAACAAGACGGUUUGGCCAUCUCGGAAAUCGACCUUGAGGAUUGUGAGCGGGGUAGACUUGAUAUGGAUGUUGCAGGUAGCUAUUCUCGGAACGACGCGUUCAAGCUCACGGUAGAAGGACUUGACUUGAACCCUCCGCCGUUCUAG